ACUCAAACAAAAAACAUACACAAGUAAUUAACUAACAACAAAUGGCGAACAAGCUCUUCCUCGUCUGCGCAGCUCUCGCCCUGUGUUUCAUCCUCACCAACGCUUCCGUCUAUCGCACCGUUGUCGAGUUCGACGAAGAUGACGCCAGUAACCCCAUAGGCCCAAUACAGAAAUGUCAGAAGGAGUUUCAGCAAGACCAGCACCUAAGAGCUUGCCAGAGAUGGAUGCGCAAGCAAAUGUGGCAAGGACGUGGUGGUGGUCCUUCCCUCGACGAUGAGUUCGAUAUGGAAGACGACAUCGAGAACCCGCAGAGACGACAGCUACUCCAGAAGUGCUGCAGCGAGCUUCGCCAAGAAGAGCCAGUUUGCGUUUGCCCCACCUUGAGACAAGCUGCCAAGGCCGUUAGAUUCCAGGGACAGCAACACCAACCAGAGCAAGUCAGGAAAAUUUACCAGGCAGCUAAGUACUUGCCUAACAUUUGCAAAAUCCAGCAAGUUGGUGUUUGCCCCUUCCAGAUCCCUUCAAUCCCUUCUUACUACUAAAUUCCAGAGAAGUGUGAGCGUGUGGUUGUUGAUAUAUGUUAACACCACAUCUCGCCUUGUGUUUUUAUAAAAAAAUAAGCUUUGGGAUGUUUGAGGCUAAUGUAAUAAUUAGCACUACAACGUAAUAAAUAAGAGAGGUUUGUUUA
Molecule: messenger RNA, 688 nt
Organism: Arabidopsis thaliana (thale cress)
Lineage: Eukaryota; Viridiplantae; Streptophyta; Magnoliopsida; Brassicales; Brassicaceae
Gene: SESA4
Product: seed storage albumin 4
Exons: 1
Coding region: 42-542 (166 amino acids)
Molecular function (GO): nutrient reservoir activity
Source: RefSeq, marked reviewed